CUCCGCGGCGCGGGAGCCGAGCGGGAGGCCAUGGCGCUGCGCGCAGGGAGGUGACCCGCCGGACGCGGGGAGCGCUGGACCGCCAUGGCCCGGCGGCGGCGCCGCGCCUGCAUCGCGCUGUUCCUGGUGCUGCUCUUCGCCUUCGGGACGCUCAUGGGCCUGCGCACGCUCAAGGCUCCGGACGGGCUCCCGGCGCUGGGCCCGGGCCUGGAGGUGGCCUCCUUUGAGCGACGCCCGGAGGGGGUCCCCGCUGCCCGGGACCCGGCCGCCCCCGCCGUGCCGCCCCCGCCGCCACCCCCGCCCCGCACCGUGGGCCCGGGCAGCCCCCCGGGACCGGCCCCAGCAGAGGCCGAGCCGGCUCCUAAACAGAGUCUGCGCGUCUACUCGGACUUGCACGCCUUCUACUAUUCGUGGUAUGGGAGCCCGCGGCGCGAGGGCCACUACAUUCACUGGGACCACGUCAUGGUGCCGCACUGGGACCCCAAGAUCUCGGCCAGCUACCCCCGCGGCCGCCAUAGCCCCCCGGACGACUUGGGCUCCAGCUUCUACCCAGAGCUGGGGCCCUACAGCUCCCGGGACCCCGACGUUCUGCGGGAGCACAUGACCCAGCUCAAGGAAGCCGCCAUCGGCGUCCUGGUCCUGUCCUGGUACCCACCGGGCAUGGCUGAUGACAACGGGGAGCCCUCCGAUGACCUGGUGCCCGCCAUCCUGGACACUGCCCAUCAGUACGACAUCCAGGUGGCUUUCCACAUCCAACCCUACAAGGGCCGGGAUGACAUCACUCUGCACGACAACAUCAAGUACAUUGUUGACACGUAUGGCUCCCACGACGCAUUUUACCGCUAUAAGAACAGCAUGGGGAAGAGCCUCCCACUCUUUUACAUCUACGACUCCUACCUGACAACCCCUGAGGCCUGGGCCCAUCUCCUGACACCAAAUGGGCCCCACUCCAUCCGCAACACCCCCUAUGAUGGGGUCUUCAUAGCGCUGCUGGUGGAAGAGGGCCACACUCACGACAUCCUGGCCGCCGGAUUUGACGGCAUGUACACCUACUUUGCUUCCAAUGGUUUCUCCUUUGGCUCCUCCCAUCAGAACUGGAAAGCUGUGAAGAGCUUUUGUGAUGCCAACAACCUCAUGUUCAUUCCCAGUGUGGGUCCUGGCUACAUCGACACCAGCAUCCGGCCCUGGAAUAACCACAACACACGGAACAGGGUCAACGGCAAGUACUAUGAGACGGCCCUGCAGGCGGCCCUGACGGUGAGGCCUGAGAUCGUUUCCAUCACCUCUUUCAACGAGUGGCACGAGGGCACCCAGAUCGAGAAGGCCAUUCCCAAGAAGACUCCAACGCGCCUGUACCUGGACUACCUGCCUCACCAGCCCAGUCUGUACCUGGAGCUGACUCGCCGCUGGGCAGAGCACUUCAUCAAAGAGAAGGAGCAGUGGCUGAUGUGAGGGGCCUGAUGCAGGACACGAGGUGCUGCUGUCCCAGCCGCGCUGGAGUCCCAUUGCCAUGAGGGGCUCUGCUGACGUUACAGGCCCUCACUGUCCCCCGGUCAGCAGCUGAGUGCUUCUGGGUGGACCAGCAAGCCUGGGCUCGUGUGGGAACAGAGCCUGUCCCUCAGGCAAGUGGUGCUGGGGCUGCUCUGCAGUGACAGGAAACUGGGGGUGUUCUGGAGAGGGAACUGUACGUAGAAGCUGGCAGGAGACUGGACUUAGCCCAGGGAAGCUUCGCAUCCCCAGUCAGAGCACUUUAAAAUGAUCCCUUCGGGCUUUGCACUCGGCAGGUGGGUGUGGUGUGAGCCAGGCCACUGCUGUCCGAAGGGCGUCAGGGCUCUGGGCUAGCAUGCACCCUCCCCCUUCUGCCAGCCUGUCUUCUCUUCAGGCCUCCUUCCAACACCGUCUAUCUUCUCCAAGUUAGGGGACAGAAUCUGAGACUGUCCAAAAGGGAAAUGCUAGGUUUAAGCUCUUCCCAGUGGAUUCCUGGACCCCAUUUUCAGGAAAUAAUCCAGAGCAUCCACACAUUCAUUGAACGGAGCGCGGUCAUUUGCUGGGAGCAAAUGACCAGGACCCAGCUUCCCUCAUCUGGCACGGCCUUGUAGCCAGUGCUGAAGCGCAGCCACAAGUUCUCGUUGCAGUUUUACCCCAGCUGGGAGUUGUUUCUUCUAAGAAAAUACCUCUGUGCUCAAGCCGUUUUCCCAGAUGAACAUUUAGCUCCAGGGAGAGGCCUGGGACAUGCCCCUCCCUUUAGCUGCCUAAACUGAAUGAGGCCCAUUCACUAGAGCCAUUUUCAGUGUGACUGUGAUUUGUAUUAAUUAAAUAUGAUGUUGUAUUCUCAAGCAAGCAUUCCUCUUGCUCUCUUCACAGAUUCUGACAAACUGACACGUGGGAUAGCUAGUGUUCACUUAGUGGAGAGUGUGCUUAGGUAGCUCAGACAAGAUUUCUAGAGGGAAUAUUUAACAAACCACUGCUUCUUUCCAAAUAAACUAAUGUGCUAAUUGCAGAGGCAGCCUCCCUCCCCACCCCCUUUUUGGCAAGAUUCUUAGGAUCUACUUGAAAAAAAUGUCUAUUGGGAGCCACUAUAUUAAGUUUGUGGGCUUGAGACUGAACCCUAAUUCUGGGAUCUGGGGUACCAGGCAGAGAGGCAGCAGCCGGCCUACUGGGUGCCACAGGGACUCCCACUGCAGUGAGAUGGCCAGUGGAUGGGGUAAACCUGCUCAUCCUGCUGGUGACACAGCUGGGGAAACCAAGGCAAGUAGGGACAGGUGAAAAGGGGUGGAUGGUGAGCUGUAGUAAUUUACUGAAGGAGGAGCACUGAGGCCUCAUUUCGUAAAUAGUUUGAAAAACACUAAAAGUAUGGCAAUGCUGAUGGCAGUCUGAUAGAAACCAGUUCUUUUGAAGGCUUAUCUGUGUCAAAGGCCAUAGGAAUGCUCAUACA
This is a messenger RNA of Artibeus jamaicensis (Jamaican fruit-eating bat), 2935 nucleotides long. It is a transcript of the gene MANEAL, whose product is annotated as mannosidase endo-alpha like. Gene Ontology annotation, cellular component: Golgi apparatus. The record is from RefSeq and is a predicted model, not a curated record. Gene Ontology annotation, molecular function: alpha-mannosidase activity. The transcript is spliced from 4 exons. Lineage: Eukaryota; Metazoa; Chordata; Mammalia; Chiroptera; Phyllostomidae. The coding region runs from base 85 to 1452 and encodes 455 amino acids.